GUGCGAGUGUGUGUGUGUGUGAGAGAGAGAGAGAGAGAGAGGGAGAGAGAGACUGGGAUUGUCUGUAGUUGCUGUGUCCUUACAUAUGUAAGGUUGAAGGGAAUUAAAUAGAAAUUAAAAUCAGACGGAAAUCUCGGAUGGAUUUUGAGCGGCUGUGACUGAAGACAGCACCGGCGAUGACAAGGCUCUCUUGUAGCUGAUCAUCCCCAGAGGGUUUGACAUCCCUGGUUUAUGCCCCGCCCACCUCUCCUGCCCCUCCCCCACAACCCAACCGUCCUUCUCGAUUCUCCUACUGGUUUCCUCUGGACCACACCCGCUUUCUCCACCCCAAACUUCACCCUAACUGAGGAAUUCUAGACGAAGACUAUUUACUGAAUAAACAGAAGAGAGUACAUUUUUUAAAAAAUGGAUGAUUUGAAGAAAACGAGGGGACGCCAGCUUCUCGUGAGCGUCCAUAUUUAGAGGAGAAGAAAAAACCUUGUGGACCAAAGGAGGACAUUUUGUUUGGAGGAAAGGACUGCAGAAGGCCCUGGACGUUUGUUGAUGAAGAAUUUCUUUCUGUUUACAUAAAGAAUCGUCCUUCAAAGAGUACACAGCUUUACGCUUCACGGAAAGCUGUAAGGGUUUUACACACACACACACACACACACACACAGAGUCACGUGACCUGCUCUCACACUUCCCGGCCUCAGGAUGAUGUGCGAGGUGAUGCCCACUAUAUCGGAGGAUGGUCGCGGUGGAGGGGGAGGAGGGCCGUCCUCGCCUGCCGGGGGUGGGAGUGGCAUGGGAGGGGGCAUGGGGGGCAUCGGGGGCAGUUACGAAGGUGGCAGCACGGGCAACCUGGAGUCUCUGAUGGUGAACAUGCUGACGGAGAGAGAGCGGCUGCUGGAGAGUCUGAGAGAGACGCAGGAGAGUCUGGGGACGGCGCAGCUCCGCCUCCGGGAACUGGGACACGAGAAGGACUCGCUCCAGAGACAGCUGUCCAUCGCCCUCCCUCAGGAGUUUGCCGUGUUGACCAAAGAGCUGAAUGUGUGUCGAGAGCAGCUGCUGGAGAGAGAGGAGGAGAUCGCAGAGCUUAAAGCAGAGAGGAACAACACACGGUUGUUGUUGGAGCACUUGGAGUGUUUGGUGUCUCGUCAUGAGCGCUCUCUGAGGAUGACGGUGGUGAAGAGACAGGCUCAGUCUCCUGCUGGAGUCUCCAGUGAGGUCGAAGUGCUCAAAGCUCUCAAAUCUCUGUUCGAGCAUCACAAGGCUCUAGACGAGAAGGUGAGGGAGCGACUGCGUGUGGCUCUGGAGAGAGUCGCCGUCCUGGAGGAAGAGCUUGAGUCCUCAACCAACGAGGUUCUGACUCUGCGUGAUCAGAUUAAACGGCGUGAACGUGGGCAGGACAACGGUAAAGAGCGCCUACCGAACGGCCCAUCGUCCAUCUUGGAUGACGGAGAGAUCGACAGACAGAGAGAGGGAGAGAUCGAGCGCCAGAGGGCGGAGCUUUCACAGCUGAAAGAGCGACUGGCCCUCAUGUGCAGACAGGUUGGUGAGAUUGAGGAACAGCUCACUGCUGCCAGGAGGGAGGUGACCAAGACUGAGGAGGCCAAUCAGAAGCUUCAGCGGGAGAUUAAAGAGGCUCUGUGUCAGAGAGAGGAUAUGGAGGAGAGAAUUACGACUCUAGAACGCAGGUACCUGAGUGCCCAGCGGGAGGCCACGUCUCUCCACGACAUCAAAGACAAGCUGGAGAACGAACUGGCCAGUAAAGAGUCUCUCUACAGACAGAGUGAGGAGAAGAACAGACAGCUGCAGGAACGUCUGGAUGACGCAAAGCAGAAGCUCCAGCAGACGCUGCAGAGAGCCGAGACGCUGCCGGAGAUCGAGGCUCAACUCGCUCAGAGAGUGGCUGCUCUCAACAAGGCUGAGGAACGCCAUGGCAACUUCGAGGAGCGACUGCGACAGAUGGAGGCACAACUGGAGGAGAAGAACCAGGAGCUGCAGAGAGCAAGACAGAGGGAGAGGAUGAACGAUGAACACAAUAAGCGCCUCUCCGACACCGUGGACAAGCUGCUGUCCGAGUCGAAUGAGCGUCUGCAGCUCCACCUGAAGGAGCGCAUGGCUGCUCUCGAGGAAAAGAAUGCACUGUCUGAGGAGCUUGCCAAUAUGAAGAAGAUCCAAGACGAUCUACUGGCAAACAAGGAUCAGCUGAUUGCAGAAUUAGAAAGGCUGCAGCUGGAACUGGAUCAGUUGAGGGGCAGGUCUGGCUCCUCCUACUCUCGCUCUCUUCCCGGCAGUGCUCUGGAGCUCAGGUACUCCCAGGGAGGCGGUUCUCUACCUGCUGGCUCCACCACUCACCUGGAUCACUACGGCAGUACAGGCUCAGGGGGCGUGGUCAGACGGACCCACCGUGGACGCUGGGGCGGAGCCAGAGAAGAUGCCAGCAAGUACGGUGAAUGGGAGAGCGGCGCUUUGCUCGGGCCGGGUUUCGAAGGUGGAGUCGAGGGCGGCUGCUCCGAUGACGAGGAGGAUCGUGAAACGCUCUUCGGAUCUGAGCUGCUUUCUCCUAGUGGACAGACGGAUGUCCAGACAUUGGCCAUCAUGCUUCAGGAGCAGCUGGAGGCCAUCAACAAGGAGAUCAAGCUGAUUCAGGAGGAGAAGGAGAACACGGAGCUGAGAGCUGAAGAGAUCGAGAGCCGUGUGAGCAGCGUGGCUCUGGACGGACCCCCGGUUCCUCCGUCCUCUUUGGGAAGAGACGCCAGUGGCAGGACCUUCAUUACUCCGUCCCUCACCUCCUCCACCCUGGCGUCUCCCUCUCCGCCCAGCUCGGGUCACUCCACCCCACGCCUGCCCCACUCUCCGGCACGCGAGACCGAGAGACAGAACAACAAGGAAGACGAUAGGUCCCUGGCCCUGCUGGACUCCACCCCUCCACCCACCCCUCGUGCACUGCGAUUGGACAGAAUGAGCCACACCCACCCCGGAGCCAUGCUGGACGACAGCCGUGAGUUCCGCAGUCUCUCGGCAGACGGCAGCAGCUCUAACAGCAGUCAGGAUUCCCUCCACAAGGCCAGCAAAAAGAAAAGCAUCAAGUCUUCCAUUGGCCGCCUUUUUGGAAAGAAGGAGAAGGGACGCAUGGGACAGCCAGGACGAGAGUCCACCUCUUUGGCGUCCACUCCCUCUGACGAUCUGGGCACCGUUGACCCGCUCGGUCUCACCAAGAUGGCCGGACCUGUGGACAAGGACCGCCGCAGCAAGAAGAAACAUGAGCUGUUGGAGGAGGCGUGUCGUCAGGGGCUUCCCUUCGCCUCCUGGGACGGCCCCACCGUGGUGUCCUGGCUGGAGUUGUGGGUGGGUAUGCCGGCGUGGUACGUGGCAGCGUGUCGUGCUAACGUGAAGAGUGGAGCGAUCAUGGCUAAUCUUUCUGACACAGAGAUCCAGCGUGAGAUCGGCAUCAGUAACCCGCUGCACCGCCUCAAACUCCGCCUCGCCAUCCAGGAGAUGGUGUCACUCACCAGCCCGUCUGCCCCGGCCAGCACCCGCUCUUCGACCAGUAACGUGUGGAUGACCCAUGCUGAAAUGGAGUCUCUCACUGCAGCCACCAAACCAGAGCUGAAGGAGUUCAGCUGGGAUCAGAUUCUGGCUUAUGGUGAUAUGAACCAUGAGUGGGUGGGAAACGACUGGCUGCCCAGUCUGGGUCUGCCGCAGUACCGGAGCUACUUCAUGGAGUCUCUGGUGGACGCUCGCAUGCUGGACCACCUGACCAAGAAAGAGCUGCGUGGGCAACUCAAAAUGGUGGACAGCUUCCACAGGGUGAGCCUGCACUACGGCAUCAUGUGCCUGAAGCGGCUGAACUACGACCGCAAGGAGCUGGAGAGGAAGAGAGACGAGAGCCAACACCAGAAUAAAGAUGUGAUGGUUUGGUCAAACGAACGUGUGAUGUGCUGGGUUCAGUCUAUCGGUCUGAAGGAAUUCGCAGAUAACUUGGCUGAGAGCGGAGUGCAUGGAGCUCUACUCGCUCUGGACGACACCUUCGACUACACUGACCUGGCCCUGCUCCUGCAGAUCCCCAACCAGAACACACAGGCACGCCAACUCCUAGAGAAGGAGUACAACUCCCUGAUCGCCAUGGGAACCGAGAGGAGACCAGAUGAGGAUGGCACUAAGACCUUCACUCGCUCCCCAUCCUGGAGGAAGAUGUUCCGUGAGAAGGACCUGAGAGGAGUGACCUCAGACUCUUCAGAGACGCUGCCUGCUAACUUCCGCGCCUCGGCCAUCUCCACUCCAUCUGUCACCCUGCGGAAGGUUCAGAGUGAAGUGUCUCCGAGGGGCGAGUCGGCAUCAGUGAGAACAUACUCUUGCUGAAGUCCUCAAAAGGGGGCGCCGUGAGCACACGACUGCGUACGGAGAGAGGGGGGGGAAAAAAGCAAUGAUUAUAUACAUUUCGAAAACAUGGAAAAAAAAAAAAAAAAACACCCCACUGGUCUGAACCAUUCUGCAAUAACAGAAGAUGGAGCUGUGUGGAAAUGGAAGGAAGAUUUAAAAAAAAUAAAUAAAUAAAAAACAGAACUUAAGGACUAAAGACGUGACGAAUGUAUGACAGAUGAGGACACUCAGACUGGCGUGGGACUGGAGGACUCUUUAUCUUUCGCUCUGUCGUUCUCUCGUCCCUUUUUUCCGUCUGUGCCACGAUGUCGUCGGUUUAAUCAAAACUGCCGCUUUCGCCCUCCCUCCCUCCCACUCGCCUCCCCCCCGGGUCCUUUCAUUUGGACCAGCCCUGUGCACUGGUGCCCAUUUCGCCGGAUCGUACCAUCUCGGAAAAAAGGAGCCAUCUUAAUUUUUUAUUUAUUUUUUUGUCCAGGUUGUUUUUUUUAUCGUUUUCUUUUCUCACCCAGACAGGAUGGAAGGUAGCGCAGACAGAAGACAUCGUUAAAGAGGGGAGAGAGCGAGAGUAAGGGGUCAACCGUGACGGAAGGCGGCGUCUCCGCUACCCACCGUGCAAGGAACCUCAUGCUGAAAAGCAUUACGAGGGGAUUUCCCUCAAGGCGAGGCUUUUAUCUGCGGUGUGUAAAACAGCAGCUUUGGAUGUAGAUCCGUAAAUCGAUUAGGUGUCUUUUGAGUAAAAAUGUUAGACUUUAAGGCAAGAUAGAUGUCAGAGAGAGAGAGAGAGAGAGAGAGACAGAGAGAUUAAAGAUAGAAAGAGAAAAAGAGGACGUUUUAGAGAGGUAAGAAAUCCGCAGCGUCCUCUUUACCCCCGAUCACGCAAGCCAUAACAGAGGACGAAGAGCGAAGUGCAGAGGGAAAAAAAAAGAGAGAAAAGGAAACUAUAAACCAGAACUGAAUCAUUUCUUCUGUGUUGCGAUGCAUGUCGAACAUCGAACAACGACUCGAACCUUUGGGGAAUAAGACAAUGUGAAUUCAGAAUCUUAAGAUAAAUGUACAUUAUCAUACGACGACAUCGAGAGCCUGGGGAACAAUUUGUAAAAUGUGUGUAUUUUCAUUUUUAUUUUUUUGAUUUUGUAUGAUAACUAUAUUUAUUUUCUUUAUGUAUGUAUCGAACUGUAUGUACAUGUUCAUUUAUUACCUAAUUCUGACUGUAAGUUUGAUUUUAUCUAGUUCAAAGCGUAAAAUAUCUAAAAAGGGAAAAAAAAGAAAAAAAAAACGUAUGAAAAAACAUGGUCAUAUGAAAAUUAUGCUACUUGUAAUGUGUAAAAUUUUGAGGACGAACUCGUGUUACGAUCGGAAACGAAGCGGCGCCGAGGAUGACGGCGACUCGGACGGACGCCCCACCUGUCUAAUAAAAAGUCAUAAAGCCACUGACCAUCUAGAACGGAGGAAGUGAAAACGAAAAAUAAAGCGGUCCUGACCGGUACCUCAGGUCAUCUCGGUGUGUUUGUGAUCCGCUCAGAGGGACUCUAGAGCAUGUAUCGGGUUUCGUGUGUCGUGUGUGCGUACGUGAGUAUGUGUUCCGCUGUGUAAAUGACCGUUGUUGAUUCGCUGCAACCCUAAGACUGAGGACAUGUAUGUAUGUUUGCAAAAAAAAACGAACAAAAAACAAAGGUAUUUGUACAUGUGCAAAUAUAUUCAUUAAGAAGUCAUGCUGUGUCUUUGCAU
This is a messenger RNA of Hemibagrus wyckioides, 6096 nucleotides long. RefSeq names its product PTPRF interacting protein alpha 3 (gene ppfia3). Lineage: Eukaryota; Metazoa; Chordata; Actinopteri; Siluriformes; Bagridae. Gene Ontology annotation, cellular component: presynaptic active zone. The transcript has 32 exons. Bases 694 to 4347 code for a protein of 1217 amino acids. Gene Ontology annotation, biological process: synapse organization. Gene Ontology annotation, molecular function: protein binding. The record is from RefSeq and is a predicted model, not a curated record.